AUGGCCCUGGUCGUGGGCUGCAGGCUCCUACCGUCGCCAAGCCAUGGCGGUCCGGGGUAUCUUUGGGCCGAUGGCCUGGCACCUCGCACGGCUUCGGCGCCUCGGCAGAGGCAGCGCCAAGAGGAGGCUUUGGCCGGGUGUUCCCUGAUCGCCGUUCUGGUCUCUUCCAGGAGGCAACCCCAGAGGCCCCGACGCUCAACUCAGGUGCGCGCCACGGAACGCGGCGAAGAGGACCCCUGGGUGGUGUUGGGAAUCUCGAAGGCCGCGAGUGCCACGGAGGUGCGUCGCGCGUUCCGCGCGCGCGUCCGCGGCAGCCACCCAGACAUGGGUGGCGACCCCGAGAGGUUCCUCUCUCUCAAUCGCGCCUAUGACAGGGCCAUGGCGCAUCUGGAGGGACGCGAGCCACCAGCCGAGCCGGUCGUCGCGGAAGCGCCGCCCGAGGUGAAGGCCCCCUCAGAGCCGACGAAGAAGAGCGCGACGACCCUGGAGGACUUCCGCUCUUGGCGGCGGCAGCAGCAGCCCCGCCGCGACGUGCGCAGGCGCUUGGAGAACCAGCAGCGGCGCGCGAAGCGGGGCAUCGCUCGGCGCAGGCGAUCGGAGGAGCUGGCCGCCCAGAAAUUCCAGCAGAAUAUCCAGCGUGUUGCCAGCGAGGCACAAACUCCCGAAGAGCGUGCUCUGUGGGAGCGGGAGGUGAGAGGCCCAAACCAGAUGGAGAUUGAGACGCUGUGGCCGGAGUUCGAAGCCGGGCGGCUCAAGGCCCAGAGGCGCAGGGACGCUGAGCAGCGAUGGCACCAGCGAAGGAGCCGCUCGUGGAACAGGUGA
Symbiodinium natans is the source of this 822-nucleotide messenger RNA. The record is from the annotation of a GenBank genome assembly. Lineage: Eukaryota; Dinophyceae; Suessiales; Symbiodiniaceae.